AGUUUAACCGCUGGCGCCAGUGUAGUCGUAUCUUUGAUUUUGUUUCUUAUGCGACUUGGCGGAUAAAUUGCGUAUUUUUAUGCGGAAGGAGCUGAGAAAAUGUGUCAUGUUGUGUAUUGUGUGAAAAUUGGUGUCCUCACGAACAAUUUAAAGUGAUCCAGUGGUGUGUGGGUGUGCAAAUAGUGGACAAAAUCCCGGAUCAAAGUUGUCGUAUUUGGUGUGUAGUGUGAAAGCAAAAAAGGAAAGAGAAAAUAAACUCAAAAUGGCGACUUCUGACGAUGAGCCAAUGCAUUUGUACGAAGUGUUUCAGAAUUGCUUCAACAAAAUUGCCAACAAGCAGAACGGAGCAGAGAAAGGUUACCAAUCAUCGACGUACAGCGGAAUGGAAAAUGGAAUGUACGGUCCGGAUGAUUUUGCACAUGAGAAUCCUGUUGGAGUGACGAGGUAUGCAUCGCCAAAGGCGGUCGGUGCACUCUACCAGCCGGAACCGUACUUUGACUCUACGGCCACCACAUGGUAUGCAGCUCCGUCCUCCUGUGGGGCCUACACACCCCAGACGGCAGCCUCCAACUACCACAAUUCCUCCCACAUUAGCCCAGCGCCUCAUCAUGGGGGCGCCAGUGGUGGCAAUCACUAUAGCAUGUCACCCAGUAUGAGUCACAUGGAGGGCGGGCAGCUGUCACAGACGCAAACUCUGCCGCCGAUGAGUUCCUUUCGUGGCGGCACCAGUGGGGCUGGACCCUCACAGGCCGUCUACAAUCCACAGUUGUCUCUUCCACACAAUCAUCCCCAUCCUGAGCACAGUCCCGUCCUUGAGGCAGGAGACACAAUUGUCCGGAAGGCAGCACAUAAUAUUUAUUCACCUGAUCAGAAUCUGGCAUAUACAAAUUCAAAUGCAUCAACCCCUGUGAAUUCACCCCCACCACUCACAUCGCAGACUCCACUCCAUCCACCACAGAAUCCAGUAAUUGCCGGCCAGCCGGGAAGUGCUCCGAGCGGUGCAACGUCCUGGCAACAAUUGACACCUGUCCUCAGCACGACGGGCGUCGCUGGUGGGAAUCCCAGUGUCAAUGGCCUUCAGAAUGGAGCCUAUACUCCAGAUCUGGUGGCCAGAGGACUUAUGGCUAAUCCGCCAGAAACACAGCCAUUAGAUGAUGCCAUUGUUUUUUUGCGAGACCAUUCAGAAAGUACGAAUGGGGCUCGAAUGGAGGAGCGACUAGAUGAUGCCAUAAAUGUAUUGAGAAAUCACUGUGAACAACCCCAACUGCCGAUGCCGCUGACAGGAUUGGAUCCAGCAUUUAUUGGGGCGGCGGGUGGAAGUGGUAGUGGACCAGCACCCGCAGUUGCCACAACACAAUUGAUGCCAUCUCUUCAAAGUGACAUAAAGGCCGAUCCGAUGGCGGGAAGCAUAAAGCAAGAAAGACUCACAAGUGGCAAUUCCAAAAAAAGAAAGGAACCGCCAGAAGCGGAUACUAAACCGAGUAGUUCAGUGGAAGGACCUUCAAAAGGCUCAGCUAAGAGACCACGCCGAUACUGCUCAAGUGCUGAUGAAGGUGAUAAUUCUGAUCCAUCGUGCAGUAAAGCGGUCCGGGAAAAAGAACGUCGACAAGCUAAUAAUGUUAGAGAGAGUAAAAUCUCGCGCAGUUGUUCGAGCGCUGAUGAAGAUGAUGAGGAACCCGGUCUCAAGGCAUUGAGAGAGAAAGAGAGACGGCAAGCAAAUAAUGCUCGUGAAAGGAUACGGAUUCGGGAUAUAAAUGAGGCUCUAAAGGAAUUGGGCAGAAUGUGCAUGACACACCUGAAAUCAGAUAAGCCACAAACAAAAUUGGGUAUUCUCAAUAUGGCAGUGGAAGUGAUAAUGAAUUUGGAGCAACAAGUUCGAGAGAGGAAUCUUAACCCGAAAGCAGCUUGCCUAAAGAGGAGGGAGGAGGAGAAGGCGGAGGAUGGAUCAAAAUUGCCACAACAUCAUAUGAUAUCCCAAGGAUAUCCCUCAAUAUCCGGUCCACACUCCAACUUAUCACACAACAACAGUCAUUCACAAUAGCACUUAACAGUAUUUUGGCGAUAACAUCGUCGUCGUAUCGUGACAUUUUAUCAACAUUUGACGAUUGCAGUGAAGUUAAUGGUGUAGGUGGAAGUUGUCGAUUUGAAGGGGGCGGCAAGAGAGGAGCAUGUGAAUGAAGGUAAAAUAUUUGAGAAAAAAAAAUAUUAAAUCACGAUGAAAAAGAAAA
Messenger RNA from Phlebotomus papatasi, 2228 nucleotides. RefSeq names its product protein daughterless (gene da). NCBI's taxonomy places the organism in Eukaryota, Metazoa, Arthropoda, Insecta, Diptera, Psychodidae. Gene Ontology annotation, biological process: regulation of transcription by RNA polymerase II. Gene Ontology annotation, molecular function: RNA polymerase II cis-regulatory region sequence-specific DNA binding; protein dimerization activity; DNA-binding transcription factor activity, RNA polymerase II-specific. Gene Ontology annotation, cellular component: transcription regulator complex. The record is from RefSeq and is a predicted model, not a curated record. The transcript is spliced from 12 exons. Bases 263 to 2041 code for a protein of 592 amino acids.